UUAGCAGCAGCAGCCGCCGCCUUCAUCAUCGCCAGCCUCCGAAAUGUCGUCCUCCCGACAGGUCCGCGCCGCCGAUGAUCCGCUGCCCAAAGCAUCGCCCGGUGUGGUCUGCUCCCCGCCGUCGGAGCGCCACCCUGUCAAGGAGGAGACAGGCGCUGGCGCCGUCGUCGCGCAGGAAUCGAUACCCCCGUGUCCAUGGGAUUGGGAGGAGGAUGAAGCAACAAUCCUGGAGAACGAAGAGAGGAUAAAAAAAAAGCAAUCUAUACUUGCAGCAUAUCUGAAGGACAAAUACAAAUUCCUUUCCACCAAGGCUGUUGAUAGAGGAGAUAGUUCUUGUACUGGAGAAGCAAAAAACCUGGAGCAUGAAGAGAAGAACAACAAAUUUCGGGCUAUACUUGCAGCACGUUUGAAGGACAUAGAGUUUUCUAGGAAAGCUCGGAAAGCUUUUGAUAAAGGAGAUGCGCUUGAAGAAAUAACUACCCAGUCUGAGACCAUUCAAAUAAGCAGGGAUCCAGCAAAAAUUUGCCAAGAGGAGUACAGUGAGAAGAAUAUGUGACCAUCUCUGAUAGCUGCCUCCUUUGCCGAAUGCAAUCCUCCAUCUCUGGCUGGUGAAAACUCUUAAGAAAGGAGCAGCUCAUUGGAGAUCUUAUGCAUCAGAUCACCUUUGGAGAUGUUAUGCACCAAAUCUAGUCUGGUUGUGUUGAACUGUCGACGUGCGUACAAACUUGUAGCUCUGUCUCUGUGGGAUUGUUUCUACAACUUUUGGGCCAGCAUACAGAUACUGAUAUUGAUAUUUUCAUCUUUUUACCUGCAUUGUCAUAUCACUGGUCUUUGCAUAUUUUCGGA
Brachypodium distachyon (stiff brome) is the source of this 846-nucleotide messenger RNA. RefSeq lists its product as uncharacterized. The record is from RefSeq and is a predicted model, not a curated record. Bases 44 to 556 code for a protein of 170 amino acids. Lineage: Eukaryota; Viridiplantae; Streptophyta; Magnoliopsida; Poales; Poaceae. The transcript has 6 exons.